Molecule: messenger RNA, 1505 nt
Organism: Papilio polytes (common Mormon)
Lineage: Eukaryota; Metazoa; Arthropoda; Insecta; Lepidoptera; Papilionidae
Gene: Or85e
Exons: 8
Coding region: 109-1473 (454 amino acids)
Biological process (GO): sensory perception of smell; detection of chemical stimulus involved in sensory perception of smell
Cellular component (GO): plasma membrane
Molecular function (GO): odorant binding; olfactory receptor activity
Source: RefSeq, a predicted model, not a curated record
UACGCCGAUUUAAGUGCGGCUAAAUAAUUAAUUAAUUUCACCCGAUAUAAAAGACAAGCAUCGUUGCUAGUCUUUUAUAGAAAGAAAUUAGUGCUUAAAAUCCGCAAAAUGUUAUUCAACCCUUUCCAGAAACGUCCCGAGAAAUCUACUUUAAACAUAGAGACGAUAACUAACUACACGCACUUCCUCGAGCUGCCGCUGAAGAUUGUGGCGUGCUGGGAUUGGUACCGGGAGCCGAAAUGCGAGCGCGAGGUCAUCACUAACUACCUAUACCUGGCGCUAGUGCUGUUCUCGCUGGCCAGCUUGACCGCCGCUCUGUUCGCGCACCUGCUGACAGAGUGGCAUGGCGUGAUGGACAGCCUGGAUGAACUAGCGGACGGGCUACCUCUGCUGGCCUCACUUGCCAUCGUCUCAUACUUUGCGUUGCGCAAGCGCCAGCUGUACGACCUCACCGACUUCAUCAACAGUCGCUUCCGCUGCCACUCAGCGCGCGGCCUCACCAACAUGACCAUGCUGGGUAGCUACCGCGCGGCUCGGGACUUCGCUUACUUCUACACUGCGUGCACGCUGUUUAGUGUCGCUAUGUACGUCAUAUCGCCUGUGAUUGCACAUCUUUGGACGAAGCAGCCGCUGCAAGGUUGGAUCUACAUGGACGCUACAACGACCGCAGAUAUCGUUUGCGCCUUCUUGAAGCAAUGCGUGGGCCAGGCCUUCGUGGGACUCGCGGUAGGUCAGCUGGGUGUUCUGUUCGCUGCGCACGCGAUACUGGUGUGCGGGCAGGUGGAGGUGGCGUGCUGCGGGCUGCGCAACGCGCGCUGCUCGGCGCUACUGGCGGCCGGCGUGCGGCACUCCGCGCUCGCCGCCUCGCACCACCACGCACACAUGCUGGACGACGAGCGACACACGUACUCCUACAACGUCUCCGAAAUGAAGGAGUCACGCUUUCACUAUGAUCAGCCAGUGGAACAUUUUCGAGGACAUAAAACAGAAUUCGAUAUCUACUCUGCGGAGUACGAGGCGGGCACGUGCAGCGCGCUGGCGGAGUGCGCGCGCGCGCUGCAGACGGCGGCGGAGUGCCGCGCGCGCUUCCAGGCGCUGGCCUCGCCGCUGCUCGCGCUGCGCGUCGUGCAGGUCACACUGUACCUCUGCACGCUGCUGUACGCCGCCACAGAGAAGUUCGACAUGGUGACAGUGGAGUACCUGGCGGCGGUGGCGCUAGACAUGUUUGUCUACUGCUACUUCGGCAAUCAAAUAAUCGUACAGGCGGAGCGCGUGCGCGGCGCGGCGUACGGCAGCGGGUGGGGGGCGAUGGGGGCGCGCGCGCGGCGCCUGGCGCUGGGCGUGCUGCAGGCCAGCGGCCGCGCCGCGCUGCGCGCCGGCGGCUUCCUGCCCAUGGACCUGCACACCUACCUCGUCAUUAUAAAAACUUCCUUCUCUUACUACACUUUAUUGGUGAAUGUAAACGAAAAAUAAUGUGCAAAUUGCAAUAGAAAAUUAACAUAUUU